Molecule: messenger RNA, 1393 nt
Organism: Selaginella moellendorffii
Lineage: Eukaryota; Viridiplantae; Streptophyta; Lycopodiopsida; Selaginellales; Selaginellaceae
Product: heavy metal-associated isoprenylated plant protein 6
Exons: 8
Coding region: 222-1349 (375 amino acids)
Molecular function (GO): metal ion binding
Source: RefSeq, a predicted model, not a curated record
ACGCAUAAGAAAGAGGAGGGAAAGAUAGAGAGGAAGAAGAGUCGAGAGCUCGGCCCCGCCCCUAGCCUAGAGAAUUUGGAGCGUUAUCGGUCAGCAAAUCUCCCUGUCCGUGCUUGAUCCUCCCAGCUCCGCGUGGGUUUCUCUUUCUUGCUUGCUUGAUCGACCAUUGUUUCGCCCGCGCGCUUUGUGGGCGAUUCUAUCUCCGCGCUCUCCGGCUGGAGAUGGGGUCGGAUGGCAAGGGCGAGAAGGACGACAAGAAAAAGGAGGAGAAGAAGCCACAGACCACAGUGCUCAAGCUCCAGUUCCACUGCGACAAUUGCGUGAAGCGAGUCAAGAAAUCGGUGGCGACCCUCAAAGGCGUGACUUCCAUCACUGUGGAUGAGAAAUCCGGCAAGGUGACGGUCGUGGGCCACGUCGAGCCCAAGAAGGUGCUCAAGAGGGUCCAGAAGACAGGCAAGCACGUCGAGAUGCUCGAGCCCAAGGAGAAGAAGGACGACAAGAGCAAGGACGAGAAAUCGAAGAAGGACAAGGGCGACGAUUCGUCAAGCAAGAAGAAGGACGAGGGAGGCUCCAAGAAGGACGACAAGAAAGACGGCGAUGGCGGCAAAUCGUCGGGCAAGAAAGACGAGCACCAGUUGAUGAUCACCAGGAUCGCCCACAACGACUUCACCUACGUUUUCAGCGACGACAAUCCCAACAACAAUUGUAGCAUUAUGAGAGUUCUUCGUCUUGUUUGUUUUGAUCGGAUCGACCUUCUCUUUUUGACCAUAUAUCAAUCAAUCAAAGGCUUGGAGGCGGUCGCGGGUGCCCACCUUGAGGUACUUGUCCUGCUCGUGGCCCAGCUUAUCGUUGAGCUCGUGAGGAAGAAGGUCGGGCUUGGAGACGUGGUAGCGCUUGCACUGCAUGAGGCGGCCUAUGUAGCGGAGCUGCUCGUCGCUGGGGGGGAGCGUCCAAUGGGAUCGGACAAGAAGAAAAAGGAUGGCGAUAAGAAGAAGCCAGAGAUCGAAGUGAAGCCAACAAAGGUCAUAGAGCUCAAGGUGGGACUUCACUGCAAAAAAUGCGUGCAAAAGAUCCUUUCAAGCCUCACCCAAAUGCGAGGUGUUUCGAGGAUCGACACGGACCUGGAGAAGAACAAAGUGACCGUCACGGGAACAGUGGAGGAGAAAGAAAUCGUCAAGAAAAUCGGAAAGCUUGGAAAGAUCGCAGAGCCUUGGAAGGAGAGCUCCAAGUCCAAGUCCGCCGCCGCCUCUGCUGCCGCCGCUGGGCUGAAGUUCACGAUCAAGGAAGAUCAGCCCGGGAUCAAGCUUGUUGUUGUCAAGGACCAGCCCUCAAACUGUGCGCUCAUGUAGAAAUUCUACAAAAGCGACCAAGAAUGUAUGAGCUUGAAAAGGCC